AAGAAUGGAUUUCAAUAGUUAAUACUACAUUGACUAAAAUUAACCCCUAUAUGCAUUCAUUACGAGUUUUUAAAGACAACUUAUAUAAUGGAAUACUUGAACUACUUGAAAAUACCUCUACUGAAGAAGUUGCUGCCAUUAUACAUGCUAACAUUAUUCAUAUGAUUGAUGUGAUAGAGUUUCAAAAACACAGAUUUCUCCAUGCUCACAUAGUAAUGUGUGUACAACCAAAACUACCUGUUAAACAAAUUGAUAAAAUCAUAAGUGCAGAAUUACCUCGUGAACAAUUACAUUUAAAAAAUAUAGUCAAAAAGUUUAUAAUACACAAACAACAGCAUUCAUCAUGUUGCCUUUACAAUAAUAAUACAUGUAUAUAUGGAUAUCCAAAACCUCUAAUUUCAGAAACAUAUGUCAAUGACAAAGGCUAUAUACAAUAUCAUCACUGGGCACAAGAAGAUGCAUGA
Messenger RNA from Cetraspora pellucida, 464 nucleotides. Lineage: Eukaryota; Fungi; Glomeromycota; Glomeromycetes; Diversisporales; Gigasporaceae. The record is from the annotation of a GenBank genome assembly.